AUGCCUCCCAAGCGACGCUCAUCCGGACCUGCGGCCAAGUCGUCGCAGUCCACCCUCGCAUUCCACGGAGCCUCCAACAAAGUCACCAAGUCGGGCGCAAGACCACAAGGCGCAAAAAAGGGUCUGCUGUCCGACACAAAGCCCAAAACUCCUACCCAACCUGAGGUUACCAACAUCGAGAAUGAUGAACCCAGCACGACUGAAGUCGCCAUCCUCGAGCAAGCAGAGCAGGAGGUCAAGGCGCAAGAAGUAGAGAGCACACCAGAAGAAGAAGCCGCUCGGCGCAUGACAGAUGCAUCGAUCAAGAAGUAUUGGGCCGCAAAAGAGAAGCAGAGAAAGGCGCCGAGGGUGCAUCAGCAGGAAUUGACGGUGCACGAGAAGAUAUUGCGGGAAUUCGAUAUGAGCGCACAUUAUGGUCCCUGCACAGGAAUCGCCCGAGUAAAGCGCUGGAAGCGUGCUCAACGACUCCAUCUUGAUCCUCCACUCGCGGUCCUCGCUGUCCUCCUCAAGGAGCAAGACAAGGAGGGAGAUUCCAAAGACAAACUCGCAUAUCAACGGUCCAUUGUGGACGAGUUGCUGAAUUCCAAGACUGAUGUGGAUGCAUGA
This is a messenger RNA of Plenodomus lingam JN3, 606 nucleotides long. RefSeq lists its product as uncharacterized. Lineage: Eukaryota; Fungi; Ascomycota; Dothideomycetes; Pleosporales; Leptosphaeriaceae. Gene Ontology annotation, biological process: DNA synthesis involved in DNA repair; DNA-templated DNA replication. Gene Ontology annotation, molecular function: DNA-directed DNA polymerase activity. The record is from RefSeq and is a predicted model, not a curated record. Gene Ontology annotation, cellular component: delta DNA polymerase complex.